GUACAAGACAACGUGUACAACGGGCCUGGCCUACACUGAGCCAACGGAAGGCAACCGGUCUCAUGGUGGUAAGAAUUCUGAAUACACGCGCAGAAAUGCAUCUCCAGAAACUCGCGACGGCCUCGACUACACCACACUCCGUUAGUGCUAGAAGGCAUAGUCUCUCUGAUCGCUCCUAGCUUGAGUUCUACUACAACCAUGUCUCUCGAAAAGCAAGAUAGAGUGUUCAUUGAUGGAUGCAUGGACAUGCUUCACCAUGGCCACUCUGGCGCUAUUCGCCAAGCCAAGCUCCUCGCUCGCCAUCUCGUGGUGGGCGUCCAUUCUGACGAGGAGAUCAGCUUUAAUAAGGGCAUCCCGGUCAUGAAUAUGGAUGAACGGUGCACAGCUGCUGCUGCCGUCAAAUGGACAGAUGAGGUCGCUCGCGAUGCGCCGUAUGCUAUUUCUCUUGAUUUCAUCGAUGACCAAGGUUGUCACUAUGUGGUCCAUGGCGAUGAUAUCACAACGGACGCGAACGGUGUAGACUGCUAUCAAGAAGUUAAGGAUAAAGGUCGUUUCAUGGUUUGCAAGAGGACACCAGCCAUCAGUACGACUGACUUGGUGGGCCGCAUGCUGCUGCAUUCGCGCGAACAUCAUUAUGGUCCGAGGUCAGAGAUACCAUACAGUGCUGAACAUUUGGAACUGUACAAGAAUUAUGCGACAGGUCCCGAUGCUGAGACACCCAUGACCCAAGUUUACAGGUACCGUGAUGGUCAGGCACAGAUGCUCGUAGACGGCCAAGGGCCCUCAGCGUCGCAAGAAGUGGUGUACGUUGAUGGCGGCUGGGACUUGUUCAGUGCAGGUCAUAUCGAGGUGCUCAAAGCUGUCAAGGAUCAAAAUCGUUUCGUUGUGGUUGGCAUUCACGAAGACCGGACAAUCAAUCAGCACAAAGGCUUCAAUUAUCCUAUCAUGAAUCUCAAGGAACGCACACUCACAGUCUUGGCAUGCAGAUACGUGGACGCAGUCGUCAUGUCUGUGCCAUUUGAGACAACAAAAGCGUUUCUUGCCACGCUUCCGUUCACGGUGCAGGGUGUAUUCCAUGGACCGCUGCCACUUCCUGCCGAACAGCAUGGCUAUGAGGAUGUCAUGGACAUGCUUCAGAUAGUGGAGCAUCACCGCUUUGAGGAGCUGAAUGCAGGAACCAUUGUCAAGCGUAUCAUUGCACGCAGCGAUGAGUACCUCGAGCGGCAACGGAAGAAGGGCAUCAAGGCAACGAAUGAAGCAGUCCUUCGAGCAGCAGAAGUGGGAGAAGCGUCGAAAGCGUGAAGCAAAGUAGAUUGAACGAGUCAUGAAUAGAUGUAUGCAGUAGUAAAAACAUUGGCCGGUGGCUCUACCAGGAGGCCUUUUUGACGCCAGGCAACUCGCCAUCGAGGGCUUUGAGUCGAAAUUGAUAUCUGCACAGCCUGAAAUCCCGAAAGACGCCACGCCCUCUUGAUGUCUCAACACAUCGGUUCUUGACCUGAUUGAUACGUGUAUUGGAAGGCAUGUUGCUGAGUUGGAUUUGCGCCUGAGCGCGCGCCCGAGGAGCGAGGGAUGUGUUUCGCGAGAUGUAGCGUAGGGCCUGGCGCAUAGGCUCCGCGUCUGCUGCGGCUAUCCGCUUGGCCAUGUCUCUUAUGCUGCGGGCCUUCAUUGUGCUUAGCUCUAUCGGCCUAUAGGUGUCUC
Messenger RNA from Protomyces lactucae-debilis, 1698 nucleotides. RefSeq lists its product as uncharacterized. The record is from RefSeq and is a predicted model, not a curated record. NCBI's taxonomy places the organism in Eukaryota, Fungi, Ascomycota, Taphrinomycetes, Taphrinales, Protomycetaceae. Gene Ontology annotation, cellular component: cytoplasm. Gene Ontology annotation, molecular function: ethanolamine-phosphate cytidylyltransferase activity. The transcript has 3 exons. The coding region runs from base 199 to 1302 and encodes 367 amino acids. Gene Ontology annotation, biological process: phosphatidylethanolamine biosynthetic process.